ACGAAGGUCGUGUAUUCGGAAUUAUACAUGAUACAUUUUUGGCCAAAACAGACAAAAAGUACUACCGGCACCACUUCAAUGGUUUAUAAGCCCACAGAAUUGCCCAUACUUUUCAAAUCAUCAGCCCAUUUUUCUUAUCUUCCCUCCUAGGCCUCAGCAUUUACUUUCUUAUCUUCUCUACUUUUGCAUUUACAAUGGCACCCGGACUUGACUUCUUCAAAUCUACGGAAUCUACCAGCGCCCCCGUCAUCGAAGUCAGCGCAGAUGAAGUGCCUGCUGUAACCCCAUCAACUGUUGAUGACGGUCCUCUUGACCCCAGUGUCUACUACAAUGCUCGCCUAGACCCCAAGAACUUCCUUGAGGGCCCUCUUUCAUGGAACCCCGCCACCCGACUUCGCCAGAUGCUCGCCCGCCCAGGUAUUGUUGUUGCACCUGGUAUCUGUGACGGUAUCAGUGCCCGCUGUGCCAUCGAAGCAGGAUUUGAAUGCAUGUACCAAAGUGGUGCUGCUACUACUGCUUCUCGUCUCGGUCAACCCGAUCUGGCCAUAGCCACCUUAAACGACUUUGUGCAGAGUGCACAAAUGGUGUGCAGUUUGCAACCCACCAUGCCUGUUAUCGCUGACGCUGAUACUGGAUUUGGUGGACCUGCUAUGGUGGCACGUACUGUUACUCAAUACGCACGGGCUGGUCUUGCCGGUCUUCACAUUGAGGAUCAAGUUCAGACCAAGCGCUGUGGUCACUUGAUGGGCAAGCAAGUCGUGUCGCGUGAAGAGUUCCUCACUCGUAUUCGCGCUGCCGUCAUCGCUCGUGAUUCGAUCCCUGGAGGCUCGGAUUUCGUCAUCAUCGGUCGUACAGAUUCAGCACAAGUGCUGGGAAUGGAAGAAGCCGUUACUCGUCUCAAGCUUGCAUCUGAUGCUGGUGCAGAUGUCUGUUUCAUUGAGGGCGUCAAGACGAAAGAGCUUCUUGAAACGACUGUCGCAGCUCUCCACCCCAAACCUGUCCUUGUGAACGUUAUCUCUGGUGGCCUUACGCCAUCGUUUACCUGCCAGGAGGCCGAAGAAAUGGGUGCUAAGAUUAUUAUCUUUUCGCUUGUGUCUUGCGUGGCUGCUGUCCACGGUAUCCGAGCUGCUAUGAGGUCUCUGAAGAAGACCGGGACCGACUUUAGUUCGGCUCAGGGUAUGGACCCUAGAGCCUUCUUCGAAGUGAUGGGUCUGGACGAGGUUGUCCAAUUAGAUGCACGAGCAGGCGGUUCGGCUUUCGCCACUGUCUGAUUAUUUGUUGCUUGUUGAGUGGGUCUGUGGGUCUGUUAGUUGGUCUUCGCGUUCUCGUUCAUCAUUCUUCAUCACUGUAUACGAAAUCAAGGUCCUCUAGGCGAGACCACAAUGGGUUCUAUGAGUGUUUCCAUCUGCAUCCCUGUCAGCGAUAGAUUUUAUUUACGUCUUGUUUUACCUGUUGCAAUCAUAUAAUCGUCCUAUGUAAAUUUUAUGUCUCUA
This is a messenger RNA of Serpula lacrymans var. lacrymans S7.9, 1493 nucleotides long. RefSeq lists its product as uncharacterized. Gene Ontology annotation, molecular function: catalytic activity. The transcript is spliced from 7 exons. Lineage: Eukaryota; Fungi; Basidiomycota; Agaricomycetes; Boletales; Serpulaceae. The record is from RefSeq and is a predicted model, not a curated record. The coding region runs from base 195 to 1271 and encodes 358 amino acids.